UGUCGGUUUCGGUUAUCGUCAUUUGGUAUAUGCUGGAUUGCUAUCCCAAUACAAAGUAGAAAACAUGCACGUAGAGUGAAAAUUGUGAUUGACAGGAAGUGCCUGUGUCAAUAUUAUUCAUUUUGUACAACUAUUUAUGUUAUACAUACGUUAUAAAUAUAUUUUAUUAUGGUAGCAAAAGGAGAUAAAAGUCGUUCUGCAUCCCCCCGUUUGAACUUUCGACUGGAACUAGAUAACAGAGCUUUGAAAGCGAAAAACAGUACCUUGACUCAAGCUAUUACGAAGCUUCAAAAGGACAAUGCCGAGUUGGUCAAACAGUUAACCCUCCUUCAAAAGGAGAGCUUUGAAACCAAUUCGAAAUAUAAUAAUUUAAAAAAUGUUAUCUCCAUCAUUGAUUCUACGACGAAAACGUGCCUUCCCAAAAUUAAUGAAGUUGUAGAGACUUUUACAGGAAUAAUACAGCUGUGUUCUGUUGCCGCUAAUAUAAGUAAUUUCACUGCGAUUACUAGUACUGUGAAUAGAGAUGCGAGAACUCAAGCCGUCAAGCCACAGAUUGUAAACGGUCAUAUCUUGCACAAUCCUACUAUAACAUUAUCUAGGUUAUCAAACAACAACCACUCGGAAACACCUCCAGGAUCCAGCCGAUCUUCUAACAACAUGGCCGGACCAAGUACCAGUAAUAGUUCUUUAGGAAGCGACGAAAAUAUAAAUAGAUUCUCACAUAGGAACCAGGACCCUGGUAGCGAUAGUGAUAGCGAUGAAGACGUUCCGCAUGGUAACAAGGAUCAGAAUUCUUCGUUUGUAUGCAACGCAACAAGGCUUUCGUGUAGGAAAACGUCUGACAUAGACAUGCUGGCGCAUCAAGAAGAUUUCAGUAACAGUGACGAGGAAAAUGAAGAACCCGUCGAGGAGGAAGAGGAGAGCGAUGGAUGCGAAAGCGGCCACAGGCUGACGACCAUACACGAAAUGGAAGAAGAGGAGGAACAACAGAUGCUCAACUCUGUGUCGCCGAGAUCCAGGCAACGAAGGUUCGUCCAAGGCAGACUUCAAGAGGUGAGGAUCUAUCUGAACCAGCUGCCCAACACGUACAUCGAGCAGUUCCGAGGUUCGGGCAACAUCAGCAUUUCCGUUUCACCGCCCGAACGCCGGUCAUCCUUCAAACACAGGCCGUCCUCGCUCGUGAACGAGGUGGAUGAGUCGGUCAGGGAUAACGGACGACUGUAUCUGGAUGAAGUGAACUGUUCGAGGAUGUCGCAGGGCGAGACGAGUUUUAACGACAGCUCGAGGCAGAAUCAGGGCAAGGCCAAGCUGAACGUGACGUUGAACAACUCUUUGGGAAUGAAGUCCCCCGAUUACUACAACAGAAAUACGAAUUUGUGUAGUAGUUUGUCGGAGCAGUUCUCUGGUAAUAUAUCGACGAUUCAUGGUCUGGAAACGCCGUCGACGUCGGCGGUUAUUCAUAGCGAUACCAACUCUAUGCAGACGCAGACUUUACAAGAAUUGGACACGCUCCACAUUCAACUGCAGCAUAAAACGUCUACGCCCAUAACGCCCAGAAUGAGCGACAGCAUCAUGGCUAACAGCUCUAGGGCGUACGACAGCCCCAAUCGAUCGAAGAGCGACAGCCUGUUCUUCAGAUCGAACAUUACGAAAAGGAAGGUUGCGAAUAAAGAGAAGCGCAAAGUGGCUCAGGUCCUCCUGAACCGCCUCAGUCUGGAGAAGAGGCUCUCAAACAGUCCCGCGAAGGUGAUCGAGGGUAUGGUUGAUGUACCGUUGAUUCGGAAGUCCUCUGAAAUGAGGAAGUCUCUCAAAAAUGACGCCGAUUCCAAUGGUAAAAAUGUUAGCGGUACGCAUUCGGAAGAGGAGAACGUCAAAAAGCAAACCACUACCAAGGGGAAGGGCAAGCGGAAGAAGAGGGAUUCCCCUAUUCCGAAAGCUGGCGACCAAGCCAAGCCAAAGACGAAAAGUUCUCCUCCAAAGGCUUCUACUAGGCCGAAAAGGGCGGCUCGGCCUAAAACCUUGAAGGAACCCAAUUUAACCAAGAAACUGAGAAGAAGUAAAUGAUCCAAAGAUGUUAAGGACUGCUUCGGAGGCUUUUACGAAAUAAGUUUAGUUACUUAAGUUGUAAAUCGAAAUGGAAUGUGAAUUCCACUUUGUUACGGAGCUGCAUUUUUAGAGUAUUUAUCAAGCAUAGUUUAAAAUAUUUGGUUUCUUUUCACACAUUGCAGCUUGAAUUUUUGACUAGGAAGCUGUCGCAGGAGUUAAGAUAUGUUUUAAAAACAGUUAUUUGCUUGGGUUUUAUUGCGAUUCGGUAUUUUCCAUAAGGUUGUAGGCAUAUAUUUUGUACCGUUUGAACUCAACUGUAAAUUUAAUAUGGAAUCUGUUUGACAAAUAAAUAAGUUUUUAAAAAUUGGAA
Molecule: messenger RNA, 2416 nt
Organism: Anoplophora glabripennis (Asian longhorned beetle)
Lineage: Eukaryota; Metazoa; Arthropoda; Insecta; Coleoptera; Cerambycidae
Product: serine/threonine-protein kinase pakA-like
Exons: 15
Coding region: 169-2064 (631 amino acids)
Source: RefSeq, a predicted model, not a curated record